Ctenopharyngodon idella (grass carp) is the source of this 5316-nucleotide messenger RNA. It is a transcript of the gene pde2a, whose product is annotated as cGMP-dependent 3',5'-cyclic phosphodiesterase. The record is from RefSeq and is a predicted model, not a curated record. Bases 295 to 3051 code for a protein of 918 amino acids. Lineage: Eukaryota; Metazoa; Chordata; Actinopteri; Cypriniformes; Xenocyprididae. Gene Ontology annotation, biological process: negative regulation of receptor guanylyl cyclase signaling pathway; regulation of mitochondrion organization; cGMP catabolic process. Gene Ontology annotation, molecular function: 3',5'-cyclic-GMP phosphodiesterase activity; protein homodimerization activity; 3',5'-cyclic-AMP phosphodiesterase activity. Gene Ontology annotation, cellular component: mitochondrial matrix; perinuclear region of cytoplasm; synaptic membrane. The transcript has 31 exons.
GAGAGGACAGAAGAGUGGCUGUGGUGUGUGUGUGCUGUCAGUGUGUUCCCUGCUGAGGGCUCGAGCGCACACCUCUGUGAGACCCGACACGAGUGUGUGUGUGUGUGUGUGCGAGUGAGUGUGUGCUGGUCUGUGCGGAGCUUUGACACACAGGAGGGAAUGACAUGAACGCUCAUGAGAGGAAGCGAGGAAGAGACCUACGUGGACAGCAAGUGUUCCUGAGAGCGGACGACACACCUGCUGUCUUACACUCCCUACAGCGCUGAGUGUGUAUCAGAGAUCCAGAGAAAGCCAAUGCAGCGGCACGUUCACUUCAGAGACACACGCCACGAUGCAGUAGAGGAUGCAUUGCUGCAGUUGGCCUCCAUUGUUGAUGUCAGGAGCCUUCGGACGACCAUCAAAGAUGUGCUCAGAGUCGUCCUGCCAAACGUGGAGUGCGUGUACGUGUACCUGUUGGAGGCGGAGUCUCGGCUGCGAUGUGAAGACCCGCCCCAUGAGGUGCCGACAGAGGGGAAGCUCAGAGACGCGGUUAACCAGCAGAAGAGACUCCAGUGCUCCGGUCUGCCGUCAUCAGAACUACACGAGAAACACACGAGCGCACUGACCGCGCCGCUGCCGCCUGAUAAACGAGUGCUCAUCAUACCGUUAGUGGACCGUGAUGAAGCGAAGGUUAUCUCUCUGAUUCUGCUCUGCUGUAAACUACUGACUGAACAAGACGAACAAAACCUGAACAUCCUGGAAAAACACCUCACCGUGGCCUGUAAGCGAGUGAGAGAUGUGCAGAGAUGCUCCAAACGGCCACAUGGGCAAUCCCACAAUGCACCAGCGGAGCCCAAACCCAGCCCACAGCCGGAGGACUACAGAGAACUCGACCGCAAGAUCUUACAGCUGUGUGGUGAGCUGUACGAUCUGGACGCCGCCUCUCUGCAGCUUAAAGUCAUCAACUAUUUGCAGAAAGAAACUCAGUCGCAGUCCUGCUGUUUACUGCUGGUGUCUGAAGACAAUCACCAACUCUUCUGUCAGGUUGUUGGAGAUAAAGUUUUGGAAGAGGAAAUUAGUUUUCCACUCAUGUUCGGUCGCUUCGGGCAGGUGGUGGCGACAAAGAAAUCCAUUACAUUACAGGACGUCAGCCAGGAGGAGCGCGGGUUGUUGAGCAGUUUGCUGGGGUUCGAGCCGAACUCGAUGCUCUGCGUUCCCGUCAUCAGUCAAGCCACUGGACAGGUGGUGGCGCUAGCGUGCACAUUCAACAAGCUGGGAGGACAGAGGUACAUGGAGGCGGAUGAGCACGUGAUUCAACACUGUUUCUGUUACACGUCGACGGUUCUCACCAGCACACUGGCCUUCCAGAAAGAGCAGAAGCUCAAGUUUGAGUGUCAGGCUCUUCUUCAAGUGGCUAAAAAUCUCUUCACACACCUCGAUGACGUGUCUGUACUGCUGCAGGAGAUCAUCGUCGAGGCCAGAAACCUGAGCAACGCUGAGAUUUGUUCGGUGUUCCUGUUAGAUCGGGUCAGUCAUGAACUCGUGGCUAAAGUGUUUGAUGGAGGAGUCGUGAACGAUGACGAGAAGGAGUUUCGUAUCCCGGCGGAUCAGGGCAUCGCUGGCCAUGUCGCCACCACUGGGAAGAUCCUCAACAUCAAGGAUGCGUAUUCCCACCCUCUGUUUUACCGCGGUGUGGACGACAGCACAGGCUUCAGGACGAGAAACAUCCUCUGCUUCCCCAUCAAAGACGAAAAUGAAGAGGUGAUUGGAGUGGCAGAACUGGUGAAUAAAACGAAUGGUCCAUGGUUCAAUCGUUUUGAUGAGGAUCUGGCGACGGCCUUCUCCAUCUACUGUGGCAUCAGUAUCGCUCAUUCUCUCCUGUAUAAGAAGGUCCAUGAGGCUCAGUUCCGCAGUCAUCUGGCCAAUGAAAUGAUGAUGUACCACAUGAAGGUGUCGGAGGAAGAGGUCACUAAACUUCUGGACACUGGCAUUGAGCCGGUCCAGAAAAUCCACCCCAACUUUGCCGAGUUCACUUACACGCCGCGGUCUCUGCCGGACGACAGCACGCCUAUGGGCGUUCUGAGCAUGUUUGAAGACAUGGGCUUCAUAAACACCUACAAGAUCGACCUGCACACGUUAGCCAGAUUUUGUCUGAUGGUGAAGAAGGGCUACAGAGAUCCUCCGUACCACAACUGGAUGCACGCCUUCUCUGUCUCACACUUCUGCUACCUGCUGUACAAGAACCUGGAACUAUCCAACUACCUCGAAGAUAUAGAGAUUCUGGCGCUCUUUGUGUCCUGCAUGUGUCACGAUCUGGACCAUCGAGGAACCAACAACUCCUUUCAGGUGGCUUCGCAAUCCGUCCUGGCGGCUCUGUACAGCUCAGAGGGGUCUGUGAUGGAGAGACAUCACUUUGCUCAGGCCAUCGCGAUCCUCAACACACACGGCUGCAACAUCUUUGAGAAGUUCUCUAGAAAGGACUAUCAGCGGAUGCUGGAUCUGAUCAGAGACAUCAUCCUGGCCACAGAUCUGGCUCAUCACCUGAGGAUCUUCAAAGAUCUGCAGAAGAUGGCCGACGUUGGUUAUAAUUCGAAGAAUCGAACGCAUCGCAGUCUGCUGCUGUGUCUGCUCAUGACCUCCUGUGACCUCUCCGACCAGACCAAGGGCUGGAAAACCACCAGGAAGAUUGCGGAGCUGAUCUAUAAAGAGUUCUUCUCUCAGGGUGAUUUGGAGAAGGCGAUGGGAAACAGACCCAGUGAGAUGAUGGACCGUGAGAAGGCCUACAUCCCUGAACUCCAGAUCAGCUUCAUGGAGCACAUCGCCAUGCCCAUAUACAAGCUCCUGCAGGAACUUUUCCCGCGCUCAGCCGAGCUGUACGAGCGUGUGGCCGCCAACCGUGAGCAGUGGGCCAAAGUCUCCAACAAGUUCACCAUCCGCGGGCUGCCGAGCAACAACUCGCUGGACUUUCUGGACGAGGAGUUCGAGCUGCUGCAGUCGCAGGGCGCCUUCGGAGACGAUUCGCACCGCAUGAACGGCUGCCUGGACGAUGACUGUGACAAACACGACCAGUGACGUCACUAGGGCAAAGUUUCAUCUGACGGAGUUCCGUCUUGGUAAAAAUUCAGAGGAAAGGUUCGUUGUCACCUUUUUGCCGUUGCCGUGAAGACGGGUUUUUUGCGCGAUUGCGCAGUCAUCGGAGCGUCUGGCGUUUGGACAGAAGAAUAGUGCGAAUUUGCCCAAAAAUGUUACAUCCUCACUGGCCCCGAGCUUAUUUUAUAAGAUAUAAGAAAACAUAUUAGAUUGAUUGAAUACCUAAAUGCUCAAAAACGUGUCAGCUGAGAGUUCUAAAGUGAACAAUUCCAGUGUUACAGUGUUACAAUUUUUAGAACUUAUUGUUUCAGAUUGUUUCAAAGCAGCUUCACAGUAACAAACAGGAAAAUAACAGAAUCACUAAUGCAAACUUAGACAAAUAGGCUCUAAAAAGUCAUUAUUCAGCUCAAGUUUUCCCACUGUUUACAGUACAAGCAGAAGCUGAAGGAAAACUAAGCCACACAGAAAUUUGUCUUUGGAUAAUUAAUCUUUCAUCUCUCAGGCGUCAGUUUCUCCCUGUUUACUCAGAAAAAUGCAACAUUUCUCCAUUCCCAAAAUCCCAAUCCCCAAAACAGUCAUCUCAAUCGGAGUCAGGCAAACAGCGGCUGGCGGCCAGAGAGCGAUGAGAGCGACACACGGAGCUCUGGGUUCAGAAGCGGCCGUCCUGACGGGACGCCGAGACGUUCUGAAGCUCUGUACAUACAGUUCUGUGUUUUAAAGGGCUACGCGGCCCUCACACUUUUCUUUCUCAGGAUGGCAGAAUGUGUGCGUCAAAUGGAUCUUGCCUUACAAAUGUUUGCGUUGCCUUCCUGAGGGACUUUAAAAGAGAUAUAUGUAUAAAAACAUUCAGCCUGUCUGUGAACAGUUCUGAAGCUACAUGGAUAUAUAGAAAUAUCUAUUUGCAGUGCGUAAAUGUGUGUUUGCACAGGUGUGACUGUAAGUGCAUUUGCCAAAAUCUGCAAAGGAACAGAAAACAAAGAGGGUGAUGUCUGUUUUAUGAAAAUUGUGAGUUUGCUUAUACUAGUUUCUCUCUCACGGGUCGCCAAUAUUAACCUGCAGUGGAGUGUGAAUUUCACAAAAAACUCCAGCAUGUUUCACCCUAAAAUCAAAAGAAUAAAUGAUAUUUUGCAUUAAAGAAAUGAAGCCUGUUUUUAGGACCAUUAAGAUUGUUGUCAUUGUGACAUGAAAUGAACCCCCUACAUAUAUAUAUAUAUACAUAAACACAAUUUAAACAUUUUAAAAAAUAUGAGAAUAUAAAAAUUAUAUGAGAAUAUAUAUAUAUAUAAUUCUGUAAUAAUAUUUUUAUUCAUAUGAAUUAGCUUUUAUUUUUAUAUUUUUAGUUUUAUACUUUAGUUUAUGUUAAUUUUAGUUUAAUUUUUAGUUUUUUUUUUUUUUUUAAGUUUUUCAACAAAUUUUUAUAUUUAACUUUAUUUUUCAACUGACAGAAAUGUGUGUGUAUAUAUAUAUAUAUAUAUAUAUAUAUAUAGUAUAUGGGGUUAAAUGUUUAAUUGUCAUAGUGCAAAAAUAUUAAUGCUCCUAAAAAUGUGUUCAUGCAAAACUUCUAUUUUGGUCUUGAUUUUAGAUGAAAUAUGUCAGUUCUGUUGACGUUCACCCCAGGGAAAUUGUACUGAUGUGUGACUGUAAAACUCUGUCUGACGUUUCAGAAAUGCAACUCUCUUUGUCGUCAGAGCUUAACGCAAAACACAAUAGUAAAACUACUGUUUCAGUGAGCCAGAGAUCCAAACACAAACCUUCAUGCUUCAACAUCAGCUAGUCUUACUCCAGAGAGAGCUGUGAAUUCUCCUGAAGAUAUUUAUGAUAAAUCCUCAGUCUGGUGUUCAAAUUACAGGUAAAAGUUCAGUGUGACCAUGUGAGGAAAUGUUAUGGAUUUCUGGCUUUGAACAUUUAAUUUUUCUAACGAUUCUGCUGUAUUUCAAAGAAAAGAACACAUAUAUUUAAAAACCAUGCUGGCGGUCAACUUUAAAUAAUUUAAAUGCUUUCUUAUAGAGUUUCUUAUUUCUCCAUUGUAUUUUGAGUUAUCAUUAUUACAGAUAUGAUGUUAUUGUUUUCUUGUGCAAUAAGUGGUUUUUGCGUCGCCUCGUGUACAUAACAUCCAUUUCUAAAGGAUUACUUUUUACACACACUUUGAUUCUAUUUUCUGGUAUUUGUACACGUUUGUACUGUAGGUGACGGUAAAUAACAUUGUUUUCUUUUGUUUGGAAUAAAAACAUUCUCUUGUGUCAUUCA